Molecule: messenger RNA, 3920 nt
Organism: Chiloscyllium plagiosum (whitespotted bambooshark)
Lineage: Eukaryota; Metazoa; Chordata; Chondrichthyes; Orectolobiformes; Hemiscylliidae
Gene: faf2
Product: Fas associated factor family member 2
Biological process (GO): ERAD pathway
Cellular component (GO): endoplasmic reticulum
Molecular function (GO): ubiquitin binding
Source: RefSeq, a predicted model, not a curated record
CAUUUCUAAAUAUCGGUACAAACUCCAGAAGUCGAUUAUUCCUUGGGCCGCAGUUUUGUUUUUGCAUCUCGUGAUUGUGACUUUACCCAAAAAUCAUCUACUUCCGCACAGGCCUGGAACGCACGAUCCAAGAUGGCGGCGCCUGGCAAUGAAGAGGAGGAACUAACGCAAGAGCAAACAGAGAAACUGUUACAGUUUCAGGACUUAACUGGUAUUGAUUCAAUGGACCAGUGUCGCCGUACACUUGAGCAACAUCAUUGGAACAUUGAGGCAGCUGUUCAGGAUAGGCUAAAUGAACAAGAAGGCGUUCCCAGUGUCUUCAACCCACCUUCCUCUCGCCCACUUCAAGUCCACACAGCAGAUCAUAGAGUCUAUAGUUAUGUAGUUUCAAGACCUCAGCCUAGGGGUCUCUUAGGAUGGAGUUAUUACUUGAUAAUGCUUCCUUUCCGAUUCACCUAUUACACGCUGCUGGACAUUUUUAGAUUUGCUAUAAGAUUUAUACGACCAGAUCCUAGGAGUCGUGUUACUGAUCCUGUUGGGGAUGUAGUAUCGUUUAUUCAAAAUUUUGAGGAACAGUAUGGAAGGAUCCAUCCAGUCUUUUAUCAAGGAACUUACAGUCAGGCACUGAAUGAUGCUAAACGAGAGCUACGCUAUUUACUAGUUUACCUUCAUGGAGAUGACCAUCAGGACACGGAUGAGUUCUGCCGUAAUACAAUGUGCAACCCAGAAGUUGUAAACUUCAUCAACACUAGGAUGCUUUUCUGGGCCUGUUCCACAAGUAAGCCAGAAGGCUACAGGGUGUCUCAAGCUUUACGAGAGAAUACCUAUCCAUUCUUGGCAAUGAUUAUGCUGAAAGAGCAAAGAAUGACGGUAGUCGGUCGCUUAGAAGGUCUUCUUCGGGCUGAAGACUUUGUCAAUCAACUGACCUUUAUUAUGGAUGCUAAUGCUACAUAUUUGGUAUCAGAACGACUUGAUAGAGAGGAAAGGAAUCAGACGCAAGUGUUAAGACAACAGCAAGAUGAAGCUUAUUUGGCUUCACUUCGUGCAGAUCAGGAAAAAGAAAGGAAGAGAAAGGAGGCACAAGAAAAGAGGAGAAGGGAAGAGGAAGAUGUCAGACAACAGUUACUUGCCGAAGAAAGAAGACAACAAAGUUUGCAGGAAGAGAAAGAACGCAAGUCUGAAUGUCUUCCCCCUGAGCCUUUUCCAGACAAUCCAGACAGUGUUAAAAUUGUCUUUAAGUUGCCAAAUGAUACUCGAGUGGAGCGACGAUUUCUGUUUACCCAGUCAUUAACGGUAAUAUAUGACUUUUUGUUCUCCUUGAAAGAAACUCCUGAGAAAUUUCAAAUAGUUGCUAACUUUCCACGCAGAGUACUGCCCUGUUUGCCCACAGAGAGAGAGCCAAAUCCACCCACCCUGCAGCAAGCAGGAUUGAGUCGCUGUGAAGUCUUGUUUGUUCAAGAUCUUACCGAUGAUUGAACCAGAAAUUAACCAUGGGAUCAUUUUUUUUUAAUAGCUGCACAGUAUAACGGAUCACAGACUUUCUCACAAACGAGCCAAGUUAUUGCUGCGUUGGUUGGCAAAUGUCUAUGCAGCUAGGUCGCUCGUCAUUUCCUGGGAUGAACUGCACUGUCCAUCACUAUGCUAUUUUUUUAAAAAAAAACUCAAGCCCUGCAGCGUUGAGUGGUUUUUGAUCAGAAGAUAUGAAAGUAAAUUAACCCAUUUCUCCACCUGCAUAGACCUUAGAUUACACCAUCAGAGAACCCUUACCCUUUCUCCUGCUAAUUUUGUUUUCCCAUUUACCUAUAUUUAUGUUGUAUUUCUAUUAAAAUGAAAAAAGAAAGACCAAAGGAGGGUUGGCUGUUAUUGAAUUGUUUGAACCUUGGCUGGUUUAAGUUCUUAAUUGCCAUGGCUUUUGCUGUGGUGAAGCCUCAGUAAGUAGUUUGUCAGCCUGUAGUGCCUGUGGUAACUAGAGCCUGCUCCAUGUUUAAUACCUGUGCAGGCUUAUUGUACUCGAGGUGUAAUUUAUUCCAACAGUAUAAAUUAAAAUCAUUUUAGAAUUUUAUUGUGUUGAAUCGUUUUUCUAUGCAUAUUUCUUUUUGAACCAUUUUCUGUAAUUUCAUUACAAUUGAUGGUAGCUGUUUGGCCAAAUGUACUGGCAUUAAAAGAUUAUAUUGUCUCAACUCAUUUUGUUCUUUGAGCUUCCUAUCAUGAGUAAUGUUUAGCUUUUUGGUCAUUCUCCACUACUAAACUGACGUGUACAGUUAUUUGUUGAUACUUCAAAUUGUUUUUUGUUAGCUUUUCUGCACCUAUUUAUGAAGUGCUAUAAAUUUAGAAAAUAAAGACUUAUUUAUAGCUUCUUGUGAGAACAAGGCCAACAAAAUUUAACAUUACAGUGGAGAACGACCCCCUUUGAUAAUAUGUGCCUGAUGGCCUUAUGAUCAGUUGGCUGCAAGGCACCUAGAACAUGUACUGUUUUUUUUUCAAUGCUGUUUAGUAGGGUAUAUUGUUUAGCAUUAUUGCACUUAUUUCACUAAAUGGCAUCUUAACCAUUUGCAUGUUGUCUAUUGUUUUCCUGUUCAACCAAGAUGCAUUAUGACUUGUGUCUCAAUCUUGAAUAGAUUUUGGGUGGUAGUUAAUAAUGAAACUACUUUACCACCAAACAGCUGUUGGCCUUAAUAUCAUUCUACUAGUUCAUUUAGUUGUAAUGAUGUGAUAACAUUGGCAUUGCUUGUCUUUUAUUUUUCGCUAAUCCAAAUAGGGUUUUGUAUUUUUGAAUACAUAUAUAACAAAAAAAUGCAGAUAUAGUUUUAAUCACUGUGGAGUGUGGAAGUUUUAAUUAUUAUGAAGUGUGGAUAUACCCCAAGAUCACAUGCCUAAGUUUUCAUUAAAUGUGUAUUAUAAAUGUUAAUAUUUAGUUUGAAUUGAGUCUCAAUUAAAUUGGUAACUUUUGGAUCUGGGGGUGUUCAUUUUGGCAUUUGUUUACAGGCAGUUGGCUUUGGAUAUAAAAUGUAUUUUUAAAAUAUGCCUAUAAUGGUAAUCAAUAUCAUUUGUUUUUCAUCCAAGGCAGUCAAUGCUUCAGUUGCUAUUUGAGUUUAUUUUGGAUGAGACCAGUAUUGUAAUGGAAAAGCAGUCGGUAUUGGUUGAAACCCUUAUAUGCUGUCAACUUGGAAAAAUUUGAGGCUUUUUUUUGUAUGUAUUUUUAGAAACUUCAUUGUGACGUUAGUGGUCAUGGUUUACAUCUUACUUUGCUAUUAUCAGUUACUGAGUUAAUCGCAUUCCUUUACAUUGAGAGUAAUUGAGCAGCUGGUUGUUUGGGCUUGUUUCCAAUUGUAAUCUUCAAAAACAAUGGAAAAGCUUUACAAUCUGAAUUGCUGUAUGACCAUAUAGGAAGGGAGCUAUCGACAGCAAUGUUAUUUAAUGUUUGUGUAUAACACUUAAUUAUAAAAUAGUCUCUAAAGGUUAGGAAUUUAAGCAAGGAGGAAAUAUUUACUGAUCUGAGUAAUACUUUGCCCAUUUUGAAAAUCUCCCCCCAAGUAUUAUUGUAGCUUCAACAUCUGUUUUGUUGUCCUGCUUGAAUUAAGCCAUGCCCUUCUCCAGCAUUUUGGGAUGUUGGUGUAAUGGUCUACAUUUGAGACUGGUGCAAACUAUAAUGGAACAAGUUCCUGUUUUAAUUAAAGGACUAAAAUCUUGUAUCUUGUGCCAGAAAUUUCCCCACUUGCUAACAGUGUCCACGUAGAAAUUGUUCACAUUUGAACUGGCAGUUCGGUCGCUACUUCUGAAACUCUUGUCUUUUUUAACAUGUGCAAAUGAGAAGUGUAUUCCAGAUUGUAAUAUUUGUGAAAAAUCAGGGAAAAUCGCUUUGAAGGACCACACUUUUUUUGUUUUUUUUUAUAAUGUUUAUCAGAUUAUCAUUUUAAAAA